Cryptomeria japonica (Japanese cedar) is the source of this 339-nucleotide messenger RNA. RefSeq lists its product as uncharacterized. Bases 1 to 339 code for a protein of 112 amino acids. The record is from RefSeq and is a predicted model, not a curated record. Lineage: Eukaryota; Viridiplantae; Streptophyta; Pinopsida; Cupressales; Cupressaceae. The transcript has a single exon.
AUGACAGAGGAAGGUGAAGGGCAUGAGGGGGGGGAGUGUAUCCUCAGAAGGUCGAGGUCGGUAGCCGCGGUGCCACCAGUGGGUCACGGUCCAUCUGGUGGCUGCGGCCCACAUAGUGGCGCGACCCACUGUGGAGGUCGCGGACCACCUGGUGGCCAUGGCCCACACAGUGGCACGGCCCGCUGUGGAGGUCAUGGACCACCUGGUGGCCGCGGCCCACAUAGUGGCGCGACCCACUGUGGGGGUUGUGGUCCACUCGGUGGCACGGCCCACUGUGGAGGUCGUGGACCACCCAGUGGCCGCGGCCUGCAGGGUUUGGCUACCCCAUUUCUGCCAUAA